UUGGCGGGUACAGAUAUCUAUAGAGAGAGAAAGUGAUGAGUGAGAAAAAAGUGUGCAGACUCGCCUUGACAAAAAACCAGAGAGAGACUGAGAGAGACAGCGGCUUAAAUACCAGGAUUUACGAACGAAAGCUCAUUCAAGAACCCAGACACUGUGCAAUAAAGGGCAGAAAAGAGAGGCCACUCUCAAAUCUCACUGUUGGAGAACAACUCCCUCUUUCACACCUGCAAACCGGAAAGCCCCCCGGGAUAACACUUGUCGUCGAUCAUUACUGUCUCCGAUUGAUAGAAUAGAAUAGAAAGGGGAAGCUUUGGGGCGAGUGGGUGUGGGAGUCGAUUCUUUGGAUGAUUGCUUGUUCUCGUGACGUGUCAGUGAAUUGGGAACUGGAAUGGAGCUUUACGGGGAUCAGCAGCCGGUGGAAUGGGGUCAGGAGCCCGGUUUGGAAGAGUCUAUGCGGAGGUUGAAUUUGUGGGAUCGAGAGGUGUAUCCGGAGAGGCCGGGUUUGCCCGACUGCGCGUACUACAUGCGAACCGGGUCUUGCGGGUACGGGUCCAAGUGCCGCUACAAUCAUCCCCGCGAUCGUAGCAGCUCGUUGGCUGGGGGAGAUUAUCCAGAACGAGCAGGAGAGCCGGGAUGUCAGUAUUAUUUAAGAACAGGUACCUGUAAGUUUGGUGCAACCUGCAAGUUCAACCACCCGAAAAAUGCUGGUGGCUUGUUGACCAAUGCACCUCUAAAUAUUUAUGGAUAUCCAUUACGAUUGGGUGAGAAAGAGUGCUCCUAUUAUUUGAAAACGGGGCAAUGCAAAUUUGGUAUAACAUGUAAAUUCCAUCAUCCUCAACCGACUGGUGUCUCUGUGCCAGCAUCUGCACGCCCAUUUUAUCCAACCGUGCAGUCUCUUUCUUCUCCUUCACCUGAACAGUAUGAGAGCACAACGAGCAACUACAGGCUUGCAAGGCCUCCUUUGUUACCUGGUUCAUACGUGGCUGGUGCUUACGGUCCCAUGCUUCUCCCUGGAGUUGUUCCUUAUCCUAACUGGAAUCCAUACUCUGGAGGACCAGUUAGCCCUGCACCAUCUCCCGGUGCUCAACCCUCAGUUGAACCAACGACGAUGUAUGGGUCAUCCCAGCCAGGCUCCUCCAUGCCUGGUUUAGCUGGAACACCUUACCCAUUGCCCUCAUCUACCGGCCCUUCAGGCAGCCUAACAAAGGAGCAACAAUUUCCAGAAAGACCCGGCCAGCCUGACUGUAAGUACUACAUGAGAACUGGAGAUUGUAAAUAUGGAUCAUCUUGUAGGUUUAAUCAUCCUCCGGACUGGGCCAUAUCAAUGUCUAAUUGUGUUCUCAGUCCCUUGGGACUGCCACUUCGCCCGGGGGUGCAAGCGUGUGCAUUCUAUCUGCAGAAUGGAUACUGUAAAUUCGGACGCACAUGCAAAUUUGAUCAUCCUAUGCCAGCUGCAAGAUACAGUCAAGCAUCAUCGUACACUGAAAUGCCAGGGUGACCGUGUUGCAGGAUCAAAAGUAGAGGUUAGUGCCACUGAAAAUGCUCCCAGUGGCUCUGUGGACCUAUUGUUUCCAGAGAGACAGUUUAUCUUUCACUCAACAACAUCCAGUUCUUGAAAGCCAAAGCUAUCCAUCCCUUCAACUAUAAAUAAGAGCAGAAUAAAGGGUGGUGAAGAUUACCACCUCCUGUGAUGUAUAUACAUGUACCCUCUUAUUUAUUGCUUCAUUUCUGUUUGUAAGAACGUCAGAUCAAACUCUAUCUAUGGUGUGUAAUUCAAAUUUGGAAGUUCUUCUUUUUUUGUGUUAUUUUUAUUAUCAAAAGUUUCUUACUCUUCAGU
Molecule: messenger RNA, 1837 nt
Organism: Andrographis paniculata
Lineage: Eukaryota; Viridiplantae; Streptophyta; Magnoliopsida; Lamiales; Acanthaceae
Product: zinc finger CCCH domain-containing protein 32-like
Exons: 8
Coding region: 389-1498 (369 amino acids)
Molecular function (GO): mRNA binding; metal ion binding
Source: RefSeq, a predicted model, not a curated record